Messenger RNA from Oncorhynchus mykiss (rainbow trout), 4520 nucleotides. NCBI's taxonomy places the organism in Eukaryota, Metazoa, Chordata, Actinopteri, Salmoniformes, Salmonidae. The record is from RefSeq and is a predicted model, not a curated record.
GUCAGCUAGCGCCGGGUUACGUUAUGCGAUGGGCUAACCCCAAAUAAAAAGUACAGUGUAUCCCGAGUAGCUAGCCUAGGCCCAAGGAGGUAACUCUAACCGAGAGCACUGGCACAGAGUGGGGGCGAGAGCGGCGGGGGAUGCGAACUCCUGAAUAUUUUAUUUGUUCUACUAUUUUUGUGACAGAAUUCGUGCCGUUGUCUCUUAGCUAGUUUGAUAGAGCAAAUGAAGGGCUGCGUCGACAUAAACAGAGAGAGAGAACCGGUGAUCAAGUAUUUAUUUUGUUAUCCAACCGUCCGCUCUUUCCGUCGCCCCCCGGCCCGUGCCAGCCCGAGCGCUCCGAAUCUCACGGGGCAAAGAUACGGGCACAAAACGGGGCACGGACAGCUCUCUCUGCCCACUCCGUCUGGCCGUUCUACCGCUGUUCAGGCCUCUAGUCUUUUCUUGGCGGACACCGACGAGACUCUCCCGCUACCCUUCGAUACCCGGUGGUGCUGGGCUAGAGCGUUAUGGCUCAGACGCUACAGAUGGCGAUCCCUAACUUUGGCAACAACGUGUUGGAGUGUCUCAAUGAGCAGCGUCUCCAGGGGCUCUACUGCGACGUCUCCGUGGUUGUCAAGGGACACGCCUUCAAGGCGCACCGGGCGGUCCUGGCGGCCAGUAGCUCCUACUUCCGGGACCUGUUCAACGCUGGAGGGAAGAGCAGUGUGGUGGAGCUCCCCCCGGCCGUCCAGCCCCAGAGCUUCCAGCAGAUCCUGGCCUUCUGCUACACAGGCCGCCUCAGCAUGAACGUAGGGGACCAGUUCCUCCUCAUGUACACCGCAGGCUUCCUGCAGAUCCAGCAGAUCAUGGAGAAGGGCACAGAGUUCUUCCUUAAGGUCUCCUCCCCUAGCUGUGACUCCCAGGGUCUUCAUGCAGAAGAGACUCCGCCCUCCGAGCCCCAGAGCCCUGUCACUCAAACCACAGGGGGAGGGGCUGGGGUGGUUUCCACGGCAGCAUGUAGGCCCGCCUCCUGCCUGACACCCCUCCCCCUGGUGUCGAGGGUGAAGACGGAGCAGAGCGGGACUACGCCACAACCCACACCACAGCAGCAGGAGGCCACUUCCUACUCGGUGGUGUGCAGCCCUGUCGCCAAGCGCCUGUGGGAGGGGGGCAACCGCGGUGACGGGGGAGGGGGGUCGGGAGGAGGAGGGGGGUCCAGGAAAGCCGCCCGCUACUCUUCCUCCUCCGCCUCCUCAAACAACUGCAACUCCCAAGAUGCAACGGGCAGAAAUGUUGUUAACCACAGUAACCAUAACAACAACAACAGUAACCAUAACAGCAGCAGCGUCGGGACGCCGGACGGAACGAGUCCGGGGACGCUGAGCAUGUACACCAGCGACUCGCCCCUUAGUUACCACGAUGACGAGGAGGAAGAGGAAGUGACCGAUGACAGCGCUGAAGAGCAGUACAGGCAGAUCUGUAACAUGUACACAAUGUACAGUAUGCUCAAUGUGGGCGCCACAGUAGCGGGCGAGCGUGUGGAGUCCCUACCGGAGCACCUCACGGCCGAGACCCGGGGCGGCAGGGGGGUGAGGCUACGCCAGGAUCUGGCUUCGCUACCUGCCGAACUCAUCACCCAGAUAGGUAACCGGUGCCACCCACGGCUGUACGAGGAGGGGGACCCUGCAGAGAGGCUGGAGCUGGUGACGGGUACCUCCGUGUUCAUCUCCCGCGCCCAACUCAUGAACUGUCACGUCAGCGCCGGCACGCGGCACAAGGUCCUACUGAGGAGGCUGCUGGCCUCUUUCUUCGACAGGAGUACUCUAGCGAACAGCUGUGGGACGGGGAUCCGCUCUUCUACCAACGACCCCAGCCGCAAGCCCCUGGACAGCAGAGUACUGCACGCCGUCAAGUUUUACUGCCAGAACUUUGCGCCGAGCUUCAAGGAGAGCGAGAUGAACGCCAUCGCGGCUGACAUGUGCACUAAUGCCCGCCGGGUCGUCAGGAAGUCCUGGAUCCCGAAGCUCAAGCUCCUCAUGGCCGAGGGUGACGCCUACUCCGCUUUCCUCCAAUCAGACGCCAUCAAGAUGGAGGCUGACGCCCUGGGGGCGGAGCAUGGGUUCGACCCCAACUCCCUGGCAGAAGAGGCGGCGGCAGCCAAUAGCGAUGCGGGACCUUCUUCGGGGGAGGGGUUACAAGGCGUUGUGGGCGGAGACGGCAGCACUUUGUUUUAAAACAUUUGACUUGUUGCCAAGACUCCCUGAAAAGCAGAGGAGAUGUGUUACUGAAAGAUGGUUGAACAGUUGGUGACUGGAUGAGGAAGAAGAUGCUCUGAUCUGGUAUCCAUGUUGAUGAUGCAGUAUGAUUUCCUAUACGUCUACUGAAUUCUGUGUAGAGAGAGAGAGAGAGAGAGAGGGAGGAGUAAGGGACCGUUUAAAAUCAUGUCAGCUCACGCCCAUAUUCACAUUUCGAAGGAAAGUGACAUUUGUUGUCUCUCACUAUUAAGCAAGUAAUAACUGAAUAAUGUACUUGUCUUGCACUAUAAUACUAUAAUACAAGUCUUAUCCAAAUACUAGAAUCGUCUCCAUUUGACCAAGCUUGAAGCUGUGGGCUAGGGUGUAGGGGCUAGAGUGUAGAGGCAUUAUGUUAGAUGUGUGUACUGUGUAGUGUACACAGGGUGGACCCAUUCUGUAUUUGGUUUCGUUAUGGACUGAGGGAGGGUUGGUGUAUCCUGCUAAGAGGCAUUCAUGACACACACACACACACACACACACACACACACACACACACACGGAUUAAAGUACCCUAGAGGACUAAUCCCUAUACAUCCUGGGUGGAUACAAUGGUGCCAAUUAAAGUAAUACGACACACACACACACUUUGCGUGUCAGUGUGUGGAUGGUGACAGAAGUGUGUGUUGUCACAUGCGGCAGAGAGUGAGAACCCAGACGGAGUGUGCUCACACACGCUUGGCUGACUCAUUCAUCCAUCUCUCUGGUGUGUGUGUGAUGCUGCAUCUCUCUCACACACACACACACACACACACACACCGGUGCACCCAGACUGAUCCAGCCGCAGCACACUGCCAGCCUAUAAACAUCACUGUAAAGCUCUGUUGAACACACCUUGUGAGAAACUACAGAGAGGAGAUGGACCUUGACAAGCCAUGAAUAACGACCAACUGUCAUUCUAGCUACAGCUCAUCAGUGAUUGGAUGAAAGAUGACUGUGGCAGUUCCCAUCUAUCACAGUACCAGUAGGGAGCCAAUGACACCACCGCCAGUAUCCCAUCAUACAGUAGAAUCAUGGCGUGUCAAAGAGGAAGGACCCGUUGCCCCUAAACGCUGAUCUAUGGUCAUGUUUGCCUUUUCCCGCUAGUUGUCAAGGUUUGGGGAGGGCAAGCUGAUCCUAGAUCAAGGGGUUUGUACUCUGAGCAGAAGUGAGCAUAGACAGGCUAGUGCUAUAGACACAGUUGUUAGUGAUAGCCUGGUCCCAGGUCUGUUUGUAGGAUCUUGCCGCCACCUUGUAACUCGUUGCGUAACAAUUCCAUAAGGAGUUGACAAGGGAGUAGAAACAGACUGGCACCUUGUAAUGCAGUUGGUGUCGGUGCCGACGGGGGGCUCCGUUGUGAUUGUCAGGCUUGGUCUGUUGUGUCACUGCACUGUUACUGUGGUGAUCUGCUGUGUGUUUGGGGUAGAAACACACACUAAAAUAUUCACACACACACGCACACUAAAACACACUCGCACACUAAAACACACUCGCACACUAAAACACACUCGCCCAUUAAAACACACACACACACUGCUUUGGAGUUGAGGGUUAAUCAAUCGUAACACUUCCCCCACACUCUGACUGUGAACCUAAACAGACCGAGUGUAGAACAAACAACUAUAAAAUAAACCUGGGUAAAAUAUAGGCUUAACAUUGUCAUCGUAACUCCCCCUUUCAACCAGCCAACCAAAAGAAAGCCUUGGAGUUGUUUUUAUAUCUGGAAACUACCGUUGUUGUUUUUUAGAUCAGAGUUAUCUAAGUGUCUGCUUUUAGGCCUGGCUUUUAAAACGGGCCAUAUGUUGUUUACGUUUGUAGUUUAUUUUAAUUUUAUAUAUAUAUAUAUAUAUUGAGGUUUUAGAGUGUUUCUAUAAAAAGGCUAACUGUCAAAGAAGAGCCCAGGUUUUAAAAGUGUAACGGGCAGGCACUACUAGAGCUUCCAUUUGGCCUGGACGGGUGGGUGGUGGGGAGGUCUGGAGCCCACCCCUCCUUUUGUUAACCACAUGGUAUGAUCCUUGGGGACUUCACCAAGUUCUAUCACUGACAGAGAGAAAGAGAGAAGUGAGUAGGAUGAGAAAUUUGCACUUUUUUUUUAAUGCAUUUGUCAAGCGCUGCCUUAAAGGGAAAAAAUAGUGAGUGGCUGACAGGACAGAGACAGAGAGGAGGACAGUCUGUCUCUGAGAGGAGAGGAGGACAGUCUGUCUCUGAGAGGAGAGGAGGACAGUCUGUCUCUGAGAGGAGAGGAGGACAGUCUGUCUCUGAGAGGAG